Messenger RNA from Colius striatus (speckled mousebird), 2109 nucleotides. RefSeq names its product calpain 14 (gene CAPN14). The coding region runs from base 1 to 2076 and encodes 691 amino acids. Gene Ontology annotation, biological process: proteolysis. The transcript has 20 exons. Gene Ontology annotation, cellular component: cytoplasm. Lineage: Eukaryota; Metazoa; Chordata; Aves; Coliiformes; Coliidae. Gene Ontology annotation, molecular function: calcium-dependent cysteine-type endopeptidase activity; calcium ion binding. The record is from RefSeq and is a predicted model, not a curated record.
AUGCCUUUUCUGCCGUGCUUGAAAAAAAAGAAGGCGCCUGUGCCUUUAGGCAGGAGUAUCUUUCAAAAACACACCCCACCCAACCAGCAGAACUACCAGGCCUUGCUGGAGAUGUGCUUGAAGAACAAACACCUGUUCACAGAUGACAACUUCCCUGCUCACAUCAGCUCUAUUGGAACGGGAACACUGCUAAAGAAACUGCCUCGAAAUUUACAGUGGAAGAGGCCACACGCUUUGCACAGAAAUCCAGUAUUUUAUGCUGCAAACAGAAAGCAACUUGAUCUGUGCCAAGGAUUGGUGGAGAACUGCUGGUUCCUGGCAGCCCUGGAAGCCCUGACGUUCCACCAGGACAUCUUGGCUGUAGUUGUUCCACAAAACCAGAGCUUUGAGAGGAAAUAUGCUGGCAUUUUCCACUUCCGGUUCUGGCACUUUGGUGAAUGGGUUGACGUGGUGGUUGAUGAUCGCCUGCCGGUGAAUGAGUCGGGGGACCUGGUCUUUGUUUCCUCAGUCUAUAAGAAUGUGUUCUGGGGAGCCCUUCUGGAGAAAGCAUAUGCUAAACUCUACGGCUCCUAUGAAGACCUGCAGAUUGGGCAAGUUUCAGAAGCCUUGGUGGAUUUUACAGGUGGUGUUAAUACAAGGAUCAAGCUUGCAGCAGCUCCUCCUGAUCUGUGGGAUAUCCUGACAAGAGCUACCUACAGCAGAUCUCUCAUGGGCUGUCAGACACAUUUAGGGGCAACAAAGGUCCUGAAGAAUGGGCUUGUUGCUGGCCAUGCCUACACAGUAACUGGUAUUAGAAAGGUGACCUGUCAAAAUGGACCAGAAAAUCUAGUGAGACUGAGAAAUCCGUGGGGAAAAAUUGAAUGGAAAGGAGACUGGAGUGACAGUUCUUACAAAUGGGAGCUGCUGAGCCCGAAGGAGAAGAUUUUGCUGAGGAAAAAUAAGGACGAUGGAGAAUUCUGGAUGUCACUGCGAGAUUUUAAGAUUCAUUUUGUAGACCUGAUGAUCUGUAAAUUAACUCCAGACCUAAUGAGCCAGGAAGAUGGGAAGAAAUGGAUGUACUCCCUGAAGAGUGGGAGAUGGGUUAAAGGAAGUACAGCAGGAGGAAGUCUGGGAUCCUGCAAUGGUAUAUUUUGGAUGAACCCCCAGUACUGGCUGAACGUUUUACCAGUUGAAGACAGUAAGAAAAGCCUGGGUUCCUGCAAUGUGGUUAUAUCCCUGAUGCAGAAACACAGCAGCAAACACCGGAACCGAGCUCCUCACCUCUUCAUUGGGUUUUCACUCUACAAGGUGCAAAAAAUUUACCAGGAAAGCAACAGAAAGCUGCCCCCAGCUUUCUUCACCCGGCAUCAGCCUGUGAACAAGCACCAGGUCUUCCUCGAUGAGCGGGAAGUGACUCAGGACUUCCACCUGGAGCCUGGUGUCUAUGUGAUUGUCCCAUCCACCUUGGAGCCUAAGCAGGAGUCUGAAUUCAUCCUGCGGGUUUUCUCCAGGAAGCACAUUCUUCGGGAAAUGGGUGGGAACACCAGUUUCACCCUCUCCAAGGAAAUUGUUGAUAAGUAUGAAGGCAAGAUUUGGGAGGAUUUCUUCACAAAGCAUUUUGAACAGAAUCCUGAAAUAAAUGCUGUUCAGCUCCAGAGGAUCCUGAAUAAUAUAUCUUGGAGAAAUUUCCAGAGUUUUCGCCUGAGCUUCAGUCUGGAUGCCUGCCAGGGUAUCUUGGCACUCCUGGAUCUGAACGCCACUGGCACACUGAGUAUUCAGGAAUUCAGAGUCUUGUGGAAAAGGCUGCUUUUCUAUCUGGAAGUUUUCCAGAAAAGAGACACUAGCAGAUCAGGAAAGCUUGACCUUGUGGAACUGCAUGCAGCUGUACAGGAGACAGGCAUUUCACUCAGCAAUGAAGUCUGUAACUUGAUGGCAAUCAGAUAUGGUGACCCUGACUUAAAGAUCAGCUUUGAGAGCUUUGUGUGUUUCAUGCUUCGAGUGGAGAUCAUGGGAGAGGCUUUUCGCAACUUAACGCAAGAUGGCAAAGGGAUAUAUCUGCGGGAAUCUGAGUGGAUGAUGAUGACACUGUACUCCUGAAGCAAUGUUGUAGAGGAGAAGACAGCUAGGCCU